UUAGACAACACUUCACCGUAGGAGCCUGGUCGGUGUCCCUCUCGUUGUUGCCUUAUCCGAUAUCGUGUGGUCGUCGGCGGCUCCAUCUGUCAUCCUUUAUGUAUUCCAGAUCCAACGACAAGCCUCGGCUCCGUGGACUCCUCCGAUGGCUGACAUUCCGGGAACGUUGCUCGGCGACGCAGAGAGAAGGAUCGCUAAGAUCACCGUUCACCUAUCGCCCCUCACGUCCCCUUCACCCCCGGCUUCGAUUGUCCGGCGAGCGACCGCUUCGACUGGAGAUAGUUACCAUCGGGUCCAUGGAGAGGUGUCGAUGCGAGUAGCGACGUGGAGUCCGGCCCGCGACGAGUCCGGGAAGGAGUACACUGACAUUGUGUACGAGAAAGCCGUAGGCGAAGGAAUUGCAAAGAUCACAAUCAAUCGUCCAGAAAGAAGGAAUGCUUUUAGGCCAAAUACUAUUAAAGAGCUUAUUCGGGCAUUUAAUGAUGCUAGGGAUGACAAUACUAUUGGUGUGAUCAUUCUUACUGGAAAGGGAACAAAAGCUUUCUAUAGUGGUGGUGAUCAGGCAUUAAGAGGUCCCGAUGGGUAUGCUGAUUUUGGAAAUUUUGGCCGUCUUAAUGUGUUGGAUCUCCAGGUACAGAUACGCAGGCUUCCUAAACCAGUAAUAGCAAUGGUAGCAGGUUAUGCUGUUGGUGGCGGUCACGUAUUACAUAUGGUUUGUGACUUAACUAUUGCAGCUGAUAAUGCAAUUUUCGGCCAGACUGGGCCCAAGGUGGGAAGCUUUGAUGCUGGUUAUGGAUCUUCAAUCAUGUCCCGCUUGAUCCGUCCUAAGAAGGCGCGCGAGAUGUGGUUUUUGUGCAGAUUCUACAGUGCUUAUGAAGCAGAGAAAAUGGGACUUGUUAACGUAGUAGUCCCAUUGGAGAAAUUAGAACUUGAGACACUGAAAUGGUGCCGUGAGAUUUUAAGAAACAGUCCAACAGCAAUCCGGAUCUUGAAAUCUGCUCUUAAUGCUGUAGACGAUGGCCAUGUUGGCCUGCAGGAGCUAGGCGGAAAUGCAACGCUCGUCUUCUAUGGUACUGAAGAGGCUAAUGAGGGCAAGAAAGCAUAUAUGGAAUACCGGCGACCAGAUUUCUCUAAAUUUCCGCGAAGACCCUGAUCUCAUUUCUUCAUAUCUCCAUAUCAAUUGACACCUUUCUAGAUAUAAUUUCAAAACAUUAAAAAAAAAAGUGAGAAUGAUGAUUUUGUUCAACAUAGUCGAGGAUUCAACUUUGGCCUGCCGUCCAAAUAUUCUUCUCCUUGGACUCUGUAUAAUCAUGUAAGAUGUGCAGGGAUGAUGCAAAUAUACUCUUAAAUUAAUAUCCAAUGCUGAUAAGUAUCGAAUAGUUUAUCAUUA
Zingiber officinale is the source of this 1390-nucleotide messenger RNA. Its product is annotated as 1,4-dihydroxy-2-naphthoyl-CoA synthase, peroxisomal-like. Gene Ontology annotation, cellular component: cytosol. The coding region runs from base 146 to 1153 and encodes 335 amino acids. The transcript has 9 exons. Gene Ontology annotation, molecular function: 1,4-dihydroxy-2-naphthoyl-CoA synthase activity. Gene Ontology annotation, biological process: menaquinone biosynthetic process. NCBI's taxonomy places the organism in Eukaryota, Viridiplantae, Streptophyta, Magnoliopsida, Zingiberales, Zingiberaceae. The record is from RefSeq and is a predicted model, not a curated record.